Messenger RNA from Gadus morhua (Atlantic cod), 5188 nucleotides. It is a transcript of the gene camkk1a, whose product is annotated as calcium/calmodulin-dependent protein kinase kinase 1, alpha a. The record is from RefSeq and is a predicted model, not a curated record. The coding region runs from base 699 to 2258 and encodes 519 amino acids. Gene Ontology annotation, molecular function: protein serine/threonine kinase activity; ATP binding. The transcript is spliced from 17 exons. Lineage: Eukaryota; Metazoa; Chordata; Actinopteri; Gadiformes; Gadidae. Gene Ontology annotation, biological process: protein phosphorylation; CAMKK-AMPK signaling cascade.
CCCAUUCCACACGGGGGCUCUGCAAUCUCCCCCGGCGACAGGAUUAUAUGGCACAGGUACACCUUCCCCCACCUCCCUCUCCCUCUCCUCUGUAUAGCGUGACGUGACACUACUGCUGUGAAUGGAGCAGCACUGGAUGUACAGGACGGUUUGGAGGAGCCGAAACAAAGCAGAUUUUUGUGUAAGAGGUGGUGCUGCAGGACACUGGGUGGAGGUGUGUGUGUGUGUGUGUGUGUGUGUGUGUGUGCACGCCCGCGGAGUCCUUAGCUCCGCCCCCUAGGCGGAACAAUUCCCGGAAUUGUCGCCUGACUCAAAGAAGAGAGCAGGUGUGCCUCUUGGCUGCCUGUCUGCCUGCCUGUCUGCCUGCGUGUCGGUCUGUCUGCCUGCCUUGAGGCUGGACUCCUGGAGCUCCGUCCUCCUCAGUAGGUCUUCCACCCGGGCUUUGUGCUUCUUGGGGAGGCAGUAGGGGAGGGAAGUCCUUCAAGCGUCCAGCAGUCAUGGCAGAGCUUCAGCCCCGGUCGGAGAUCUCCCCUAGGCACUAGGCGCCUCCACCCCCAGGGAAGGCCCCCGCCCACGUUGAUGCUGCUGGGCUGCCCUCCCCUAGGCUCUCCCCUCCGCCUCCUCCCUCUCGCCUCUCCCCCUCCUCACCCGAUCCUCCUCCUCCUCCCCCUCCCCCUCCUCUCCCCGUCGUCAAAGCGAUGAGCGGCGACCCGGGGUGCGGCCGGCGGGCCAGUGAUCCCGCCCCCCUCUGCGACUCGGCGGACGAGCGCACCGGCGAACUCGCCGAUGUCAUGGCGGCGCUGAUGGCGUGCGACCCGCCCCCGCCGUCGACGACGCCCGGCGCCAACGGCCUGAAGAACGGAGCGGCGGCGUCGGCGGCGGCUAGGAGGAAGGGCCAGGGCCCCCCACCCAGACCCCAGCUGACGGGCAGGAAGCUGUCGCUGCAGGAGCGGGGGAUGCACCAGGGGGGGGCCGGCCACGCCGCCUCCCACCGCGCGGCCCCCCGCCGGCCCACCGUGGAGUCCAAGCGCGUGUCCAUCUCUGACGCCCAGGACUGUAUCCAGCUGAACCAGUACAAGCUCCAGAGUGAGAUCGGAAAGGGUUCCUACGGUGUGGUGAAACUCGCCUACAACGAAGAAGACGAAAAAUAUUAUGCCAUGAAGAUGGUAUCGAAGAAGAGGCUGAUUAAACAAUGUGGUUUUCCACGUCGUCCACCUCCAAGGGGACCAAAAGCAGCCCUGGGCCAACAGCCAAAGAUCCUGGGCCCCCUGGAGAGAGUGUAUCAGGAGAUCGCCAUCCUGAAGAAGCUGGACCACCUCAACAUAGUGAAGCUGGUGGAGGUGUUGGAUGAUCCUGCUGAAGACAACCUUCACAUGGUGUUUGAGCUGAUGCGCAAGGGUCCAGUGAUGGAAGUGCCAACCGAAACCCCUUUCUCCGAGGAGCAGUCAAGGCUAUACUUUCGAGACAUCAUCCUGGGCAUUGAAUACCUGCAUUACCAGAAGAUCGUCCACCGCGACGUCAAGCCGUCCAACCUGCUACUGGGGGACGACGGACACGUCAAGAUCGCCGACUUCGGCGUCAGCAACCAGUUCGAAGGGAGCGACGCGCUGCUCUCCAGCACGGCCGGCACCCCCGCCUUCAUGGCCCCCGAGACUCUGACCGACAACCGCCAGAGCUUCAGCGGGAAGGCACUGGACGUGUGGGCCAUGGGCGUGACCCUCUACUGCCUGGUCUUCGGCAAGUGUCCCUUCAUAGACGAGUACAUCCUGGUUUUACACAACAAGAUAAGGAGCAAGAGUGUGGAGUUCCCAGACUCGCCAAGCAUCAGCGAGGAGUUGAGGGCACUGAUCCUGCGCAUGCUGGAGAAGGACCCGGACGCCAGGAUCACCAUCCCAGAGGUUAAGCUGGACCAAUGGGUGACUCAGGGUGGUACUGACCCCUUACCCCUAGAGGAGGAGCACUGCUCUAUGGUGGAGGUGACGGAGGAGGAGGUGAAGAACUCCGUCAAAUUCGUCCCCAGCCUCUCCGCAGUGAUCCUGGUGAAAGCCAUGUUGCGGAAGCGCUCCUUCAGUAAUCCCUUCGAGUGUCCCAGCAGGAGAGAGGAAAGGUCAAUGUCAGCCCCGGGCAACCUGCUGAUGGACUCAUGGCCCCUCCGCCCCUCUUUAAAGCGCCACCCGUCGCUAAGGAAGGGCAGCAGUGGCGACGGACCCCGCGAGCCAGAACUCGAGGACCUGCAUGAAAUCGAGCCCUCUCAGUGACCUUGGACCAAACCGUACUGGGCAUCAGUAAUCUCUUUCUCUCUCACGCACUCUCUCACCCCCUGACCUCACCUUCCCUUUGGCACCCCCCCCCCCCCCCCCCCACACUCUGUAUGCCUACUUAUUCUCAAGCACACGCUCCAGACCUUUCAAACAGAGAUGCACAGAGAUUUGUAUUCUCAGGCUUUACUUCUUCCUUCGAUUUUCCUCCAUCGCUUCCUACUCCUUCAAAACCAAAUACCUGUUUUUGUACUGAAUCCCUUUUUACCUCCGUUGCCCUCAACCCUGCGCUAGAAACUUGUGUGACCCGCCCCCCCCCCGACACCCUCCCUCCAGAUGACAAGAUGAUGUCCACCCCUCACCAGUCUGAAGUCAUCCACUCACCUGUAUGAUGUCAUCCACUCACCUGUAUGAUGUCAUCCACUCACAUGGAUGGUUAGAUCCUUAACACCAGACCUUCCCCUUCUGUUUACCGUCAGAGCAUGUAAUAACGGUGUAUAUGCCGUUAUGUUGCGCCUAACAGGAAUAGGACUUAUAUAUAUAUAUAUAUGAAUUAUGAAUGUCCAAAAAUUCAGAAUCAUACAAUUCCUCCAAUGCAUGGUGAAUAUUACCUCCAAUAACACAACAGACUGCUGACUCUACCAGCAACUUUACUUCUGCAAAAAAAAACAAAUAACUGGAAAGCUCUACCUACGGUAUAACGCAAGAAUCCCAGUACUACAACGCACAAAAAAACAUAAGCAUGCCAAAGGACAGUGCCUCGCAUGCUACCGACAAAAAGGGAAGAAAAAUCACACAAAAACACAGGGCUUUUUUUAACCGUUUUAUUUCUGAACAAUGAUGGGUUAUUUGAUGACGGUGCGAUGUGGUGUUAUCUGUCAUUGUGUGGCUCUGACUCAUCAAGCGGUGGUCUAUGUGCAGCCAUCCACCAUCCUCUGUAGCUGGAAGAUCGAUGGUGAUGAGUUUCCUUUCCUCACCACCCGCCCCCGCAUCAUCUUCAUGAUGUUUCUGAUUAGGGCUGUACUUCUACUGAUUGCAGUCUGAGAUUAAGUCAGAGAUUAAGCAGGGUGUCUAAAGUGACUUUGAAUCUUUUUUCGUACUUCCUCUCCUUUCUAGAUGUUGCUUUUCUACGUCUGUCCAUGAAGAAAUCUGUCUCACGUUUACCUGAUUGUUGUGUUUGUCCUGUCUGUGAGUGUCCCUGUGCCCUUCCCCUGUAUACUUGCACAGGGCACAUCAAACACAUGCACACACAAACCGUAGUUUCCACAUGUGUGGGAAAGUGACCGUGACGGCAAGGUGCACGACACAAACCUACUCUGCCAUCAGCCCCAGGACUGCCUGGGAUUUGCAUUCAUCCACCCCCCCUAUCACUUUCCAGCCCGGCACAUUGUCUUGCGGAUGACGGCUUUGUUUUUUGGCUGUGAUCGCUCUCCAGCGCCCACCAUCACACCGCCAACACCGUCACCCCUUCAACCAGUCAGUGCGGUGAUCCUAAUGAGGCUGAUUAGAAAGGAAUAAGUGCAGUGUUUUGCAUUUCUGACUCCUGGUUUCAUGGCGGUGUGGCGAAUUUUCAAUGAACCACAGCAACGGCGCCGACUACCAUCCGAACGGAGACUGCGCACGGCUGACGAACACUGGGAAGCACCAAGCCGGCCGUGUACUGUAGGGGGGUCACGGGGAGGACAGGCUGUCCUCUCGCAUUCUGUUUUUUAUGUUGUGAUGUCCGAUGUGUAUGCAAUGUCACGGACGUGCGUGAGUACGCCUGGCUUGGUUUGUUUUCCUGUCUCUGUCCUCUCAAACGUGUGGAGUAGCCGCUGUUUUCGUCGAGGAGAAUGUCCGUGCGCAGGGUUACUGUUUACCAAGGGCUGAGAUGACCACCGCGAGGAUAAGCUUCAUGUCCCUCACCGCGGGUGAAAAGCUAGAAGAUACGCACGCAAAUAUAGAUAUAGAGUGAACACUAAUACAGUGCUCGUGAAUCGUGAGAAUGCGUCUCGUGUGUCAAUGUGAGUGGUCUACAUGCUAUCUAUGUCGAUGUGCAAUAUUGUCGUAAGCGUCGUCUUUGUCUUACCCAGAGCUCUCAGGCCGCCCGCGUCUAAAGCUUUACUUGAUCCCUGUGAAGGCGUUUUUUAUUUUGUUUGUUUUUUCUAAUUUAAUACCGUUGAAUAUUUGCACUUUCCUACUUUAUACUGUUGCCCGAGCAUUUUACCAUUCAAGUCUACAGGAAAUACACCAAACCUCCUGACCAUUACAAAAUAAAUACCGCUCUAGGCUAAAGCAAUUAUUGUUUUCUUUCACUAGCAGUACUGCUACUAUGCUGCACCUGUCUGGUCGCACAAAAAAACCCGUUAGAAUGUAAUGAAGUUUGUGCUCACGUCAGAGAUGCAGUGAUUGCCGUUGGCAAGGUGACCUGUGACCUCUGCACAGAGCUGUCAUUGUCAAGCCAGGCUGCCAUUGUCUAGCCUGGCUGCUUGUAGUUGAAAGCAGCCGAUGGAUUGUUAUUGUUGAUUCUAUGUGGAGGCUGUGGUGGUUAUUUAUUACAAUGGAGUAGGGAGAAACUAUCAAUUAUUCUGCAUCAGUAUUAGUGUUCAUCCGAGAACAAAAACAAACCCAUUUUCAGGCUCAUUUUAUUGGAUGAAAAGAAUCAGGUGUGUGUGUGUGUGUAUAUAUUCUGGCAAGUUGUGUGACUGGUGUUUUCAGCAUGGUCGCUGGAUAUGUGUUUCAUGUUGCAUUUCUCUGAAUGUCCCGUACUCAACGAUCUAUAUCAAAUCCCAACAUAUACGAAACAAAAGCAUGGCACACCUAUAUGAAAUGCAACGGUUAUGUCAAUGUAAAUAUGUACGGAAAUAUAAAGAAGCUAUUUUUUGCAUGCUUUUUGUACACCAUAAUGUUAUGAUGAUAAUAAUACGGUAAUAAAGAAAAUGGCAGGUUCA